ACUUAACAUACUCAACGCAUAACCCGUAUCUUGGUAGAAAACGGUAAAGAGUCGGUCGCUAAUUUUUCAAGCAAUAACCGGGCAAAAUGUCAUCAGAAGAGGACGACGAUGAGAUAACAGAUUUGGAAACCAUUCGCGAUAAAAUUCUAUCGCAGCCUCGUGGCGAACGUAUGCAAGUGAGUGCUUGGGAAGACGAUGACACCGGAGUUGAAGCCGAACGUAAUGCGGAAGAACCUGAUGAAAAAGCUAUGCUCACUGCAGCGGAAGAAGGCAAUCUAGUUAAAGUGAAGCAACUCUAUGUUAAAAACAACUCAUUACUGCACUGUACCGAUAAAGAUGGUUACACCCCACUUCACAGAGCAUGCUAUGGAAAUCAUGUUGAUAUUGUCGAGUACUUAUUAAAAGUUGGAGCAAGGAUGGAUGCACAAACACAAGAUAAAUGGCAACCACUACAUUCUGCUUGUCACUGGAAUAAUGUGGAUUGUAUCGCAGUUUUAAUUGCACAUGGAGCAGAUAUUAAUGCAAGAACGGAAGGAGAUCAAACACCUUUACAUUUAGUAUGUGCAAGUUCUCACAACUCUCCAGCCCUUCAACUUCUUCUUUUACAUCCUGAUACCAAUCCUCACAUAGUGAACAAUAGUGGAGACACUCCACAUCAGAUCGCCAAAAGGACAGGCAAAUACUAUCCUCUAUUCGAAAUUAUUGAACCGUGUCUAAAUGAAAUUUAAAUAAAGGACCCACAUUGGUCUUAUUUUAUAUCCUAUUUAAUUGAUAUGCAUACAAGAGAAUGCACAUACAUGAGGAUAAAAACAUUGCAUCAUAACAUUAAUCAAUAUAAUUACCUCUAUAUAUUAUGCCAUAAUUUCAUAAAUAUCACACAACUAAUAAGUAGACAUAGACAUUUCAUUACAUAUGCAUUCCACGAAGUAACUAUCAUGUACAAAAAUACAAGUAUCGAAAUAUCCGCAUAAGCAUAAGUUUUACAUUAAAAUGAUGAUAAGAUAAUACUUCAGUUCAUUACAUGAAUGGUUUUCAAUGUGUUCAAGACAAAUCUAUAAUUUACUCUCUAGUGUUACUGUAUCUCAUUAAAAAUAUCUACAAACAGUA
Molecule: messenger RNA, 1107 nt
Organism: Orussus abietinus
Lineage: Eukaryota; Metazoa; Arthropoda; Insecta; Hymenoptera; Orussidae
Product: ankyrin repeat domain-containing protein 49
Exons: 3
Coding region: 87-728 (213 amino acids)
Molecular function (GO): protein binding
Source: RefSeq, a predicted model, not a curated record